Messenger RNA from Misgurnus anguillicaudatus (oriental weatherfish), 1956 nucleotides. It is a transcript of the gene tspan6, whose product is annotated as tetraspanin 6. NCBI's taxonomy places the organism in Eukaryota, Metazoa, Chordata, Actinopteri, Cypriniformes, Cobitidae. The record is from RefSeq and is a predicted model, not a curated record. Gene Ontology annotation, cellular component: plasma membrane.
UCCUGUUGGGAAAACCACUAUCUGACUCCACACAGCACCAUCAUCACCCUCCAGCUCCCAAACAAACUUAACCAACAUACGCAACUUUUCUUCCCGUCCUCUUCAUUGGAAAAUUUUCCGUCGCUGGAAAAUCAAAAGCAGAAAUGUCCCCUCCAUCCGCACGGCUACAAACCAAGCCCGUUAUAACGUGUCUGAAGACGUUUCUCAUCUCGUACAGUCUCAUUUUUUGGUUCACAGGAGUGAUCCUGUUGGCUGUUGGAGUAUGGGGAAAAGUUAAUAUAGAGUUCGACCUCCUCCUGAAAUUUGACAAGGGGACCAAUGCACCAUAUGUCCUCAUUGGGACCGGAGCUGUCAUCAUCAUCUUUGGAUUGUUUGGUUGCUUCGCUACCUGCCGUGGGAGUCCAUGGAUGCUGAAACUGUAUGCCAUGUUCCUGAUACUGGUGUUCUUAGCUGAACUAGUGGCGGGCAUAUCCGGAUUCAUUUUUAGACAUGAGAUUAAAGCAGUACUUCAGGAUGUUUAUAAAAAUGCUGAGAAGUCUUAUGAUGGCAAGGACACCAUGAGUGAUGAUUUGGACAGUAUCCAGAGAACAUUGCAGUGCUGUGGAGAGACUAACUACACCAGCUGGGUAAACACAGAUUACUUUAAGAAAGAGGGUAUACCCAAAAGCUGCUGCAAUGUUACUGCUGGUGCAAACUGCACUACGACAGAACUUAGGAAUCUUACGUUGGCUGAUUCAGUGGUGUACCAGCAGGGCUGUUUCUCGCUAAUGUCUAUCACAAUGGAGGGUAAUCUUGGAAUUAUUGCUGGAAUUUCUUUUGGAAUAGCAUUUUUCCAGGUUAUUGGGAUAUUCCUGGCAUGCUGUCUGUCUCGCUAUAUCACUAACAACCAAUAUGAGAUGGUGUAGUAUCCCUACACCACAGGUUAUCAGCUCAAGAUACCCGAGGAUCUGACAUAAGAAAAACCUAUUUAGCUUCAGUAUUUGUAUGUGUGCCUUAGCUUAACAUUUCAUUUUAGAGAAUUUCUACAAUGCUGCUUUUUAAAAAUUUAUAUUUCUUGGUAACUAGAUUGAGAGGAAACGACCAGUUCCCAUGGUAUGAGAUCAUUUUGCCGAUUCAGUUAUUUUGGUAUAGUGUUUAUGUAACACAGAUUAGAUAUUCCAGAGUUUGUAGAAAGUACAUAUGUUUUAGCCAGUGUUAAAUCAGGAAUGCACAGUACAUGGUGUACUUGUACAGCUUAUCCUUUGUUUCAUUACAGUUAACUUAUGCUAAAAACUUGGAUCUAGUUCUAAUAGUAGUAAAAUUUCUUGCAUGCAAUCUGAAAGUUAAACAUUUCUGCAACACGUGUCAAAAGGGAAUUUUUGUGUGAGUUUAUUUCAGGAUUUGUAUUGCCCUUUGAGCCACCAAAUAUGUAUUGCAUAUGGAGUACUGUUCCUAUAAUAAUCAAAUUUACAAGUUUUAAAUAAGAAACACGUAUGCCUGUUUCUAUUUCAGUUGCUUUUGUGAAUAUAAUGUGCUUUUCAGCAGUCUAUAUUGAUGUAGCAGUGAUACUAUGAUUAUGACAUAAUUUAGUAAAUAGGAAUUAUGUAGUUUCUCUUUUGUAUUUCUACAAAAAUGUGAACAUGGGUUUGUCAGGUAACAGUAUUUAAAAUGUACAUACAAAGUAAAGUCAAAGUGGUAUCAUCAGAUAUUUAAAGACAUCCAUCCAUUGAUUAAGAGAAUUAAGAUGAUGUUUAAAUUCACAUUUUUAACUAUUAUUUUUUACUCUUGUGUCAUUCCAACAUAUUCAUACAAUACAUACUUGUCUGCAGAUAAACCGUCCUCUAGAUUUUAUCAGAAUAUGGAAUUGCAUUUGGGGCAUGUACACCUUUAUAUCUUUAUAAGAUGACAACUUUGUCAAUAGUCUGUUCUUUUGUGAAAGCUGUAAAACUUAAAAAAAUAAACUUGUGUUUUGUAUGA